Peronospora belbahrii is the source of this 1317-nucleotide messenger RNA. Lineage: Eukaryota; Oomycota; Peronosporomycetes; Peronosporales; Peronosporaceae. The record is from the annotation of a GenBank genome assembly.
AUGUCUUCCUUUAAUGCGACACUAGCGGUGUUAUUAGCAGCUAAAUACUGUCGUCAUUAUCCGUUAUUUCAAUGGCAAGAAGAAGCUCUUCCAUCCAUGGGAAGACGUGCUGAGAAAUACUGUUUUCGAGUCAAUAUGCUGAAUUUACAGCAAGAAAAGUGUGGUGAAAUGGUCCUAUCUGUAUUACCAGCGCCCUUGAGUCUAUUAGACUUUCAGAAGGACCAUACAAUAUAUACAUUAAAAUCUCUACUUGUAACACUCAAGCAUCCAUAUAUUCUACCGAUACUGGACAUUUACUACUCCAUGGAGAAGAAAGCAUUGGUGAUUGUCCAGCCAUUUAUACCGACAGGUAGUCUUAAAGACCGGAUCUAUCACGUUGAUCAUCCAACCAUGGCUUUUGGUGUGAAAUAUCGACUGGAAAAGGCUCAUCCAUUACCUUUUAAAGACAUUGCCAAGUAUGCACGACAGAUUCUUGAAGCUCUAGAUGGACUUCGAGGCAAAGGUUUUGUGUGUGAUCACUUGAGAUCAACCAAUGUCAUGAUUGACAAGGGCAAUGCACGACUUGCGGAAAUUUAUACACCGUUGCUUGCAAUCGAUCGCUAUAAGGACAGUCGAGAACUAACAGUUAGUCUGGAACAAGACAUGGACAUUGAUUUACUGCUCUUUGGACAAAUUUUGUAUGAAAUGGCUACCGGAAUGGAAUUAUUGUGCCCUCAACCAGAGAAAAGUGUGCUGGAUAUGCUGGCACCGGAAAUUGCUGAGGUGCUGCAGGCUAUUUUCUAUUGUCAAGAGACGAUCAUUUCACCGGAUUCACCACCACAUUCAUUUGAAGUGGAUGGAGAAAGCAAAAGCACGGAAGGUGAUGAUCUUGCGUCGGUUAGUAGUACAGUUCCUAGUCGCAACAAGAAACACUUGUUUUACGUUGACGUGGAGAAGAUGCUGAGAGAUUUUCCGCUGUUUAGUGCUGCUCGAGAUGUCCCACCGAUUCGGACGCUAUUCUCUGGAUUUCGUCUGGAUUCUAACAUGAAGAGUACAAUCAAAUAUAGCAUGCGUAUAAACGCGAGCCGCAGUCACGCACAUAUGGUGCAUUACAAUGACCAAGUAGCACUGCAACGGGCUCGUCAACGUGCUGAGCGUCGCGUCUACGAGGAGAAGGAGAAACAGCAUCAGCGUCGUCAGCAACUCACCCCGAGCAAGAACCCAGUUAGUAAAGGCAAUGCAUAUAGUAGCAAGACCAUGCCGUCCCGACGCAAGACGUACCGUGCCGAUAGUUUCCGGAAUCAUGCCCAACGCAUGACACUGUGUUUGGAAGUGUGA